Messenger RNA from Nicotiana tabacum (common tobacco), 5032 nucleotides. RefSeq names its product formin-like protein 20. The record is from RefSeq and is a predicted model, not a curated record. NCBI's taxonomy places the organism in Eukaryota, Viridiplantae, Streptophyta, Magnoliopsida, Solanales, Solanaceae.
CGACUAGUCUCAAACUUUUCAGUCCACUACGUUUCGUCUCCCCCACCUCUCGCUUUUUUUCUCUCUCCAUGUGACUUUCCUAAAAACAAUGGCAACGAUCAUAUCCCGCAUUCUCAUCUAAUCCCGUCAAAUCUUCUGAUUUUUUCAUUACAUACUCAUUUUCAUCUUGAUUUCACUUCAUCUACUGCUCAUUUGUUCUACUCUAAAUCUUGGAGUUUUCUAGAGAAUUCUGGUCUUUUUCAUUUCAAAUUGCUUUGAGCUAAAGAGACCCAGCUGUAUUUGCAUUCUGGUUACUCUUGUACUUAAUUAAGUGAUUUUUUUUAAGUGAGUUAAACUAAUACCACAGUGAGAUCAAUUGUGCUGUUGAAUUGGGAAUAUUAUAGAGAUCCGUUGUAGGUAUCAAUUUGGGUAUUCUGGACUGAAGAGUGGAGGUAUAUCAAAUUGGGGGGUUUUGGAUCGGAUCGGGGGAGAAACAGCGCCAUUAAAUGGCGCUGUUCAGACGCUUCUUCUAUAGGAAGCCGCCGGAUCGGCUUCUUGAGAUCUCUGAGCGGGUCUACGUGUUUGAUUGUUGCUUCUCCACGGACGUGUUGGAUGAAGAUGAGUACAAGACAUAUAUGGGAGGGAUUGUAGCUCAGCUGCAGGACCACUAUGCAGAUUCUUCUUUCAUGGUUUUUAACUUUAGAGAAGGUGAUAGGAGGAGCCAAAUAUCUGACAUAUUGUCCCAGUAUGAUAUGACUGUGAUGGAUUAUCCUCGGCAAUAUGAAGGGUGUCCACUUUUGCCUCUGGAGAUGAUCCACCACUUCUUGCGCUCGAGUGAGAGCUGGCUUUCACUUGAGGGCCAGCAAAAUGUCCUGUUAAUGCACUGUGAGAGGGGAGGCUGGCCUGUACUUGCUUUUAUGCUUGCUGGCCUUCUUUUGUACAGAAAACAGUACACUGGUGAGCAUAAAACUCUCGAAAUGGUGUACAAGCAAGCUCCUAGGGAGCUUCUCCAUCUUUUGUCACCUCUGAAUCCGCAGCCAUCUCAGCUUAGAUAUCUCCAGUACAUCUCCAGAAAGAAUUUUGGCUCGGAAUGGCUGCCAUCCGAUACACCUUUUUCUUUAGAUUGCAUCAUACUUAGAUUCCCUCCUCUAUUUGAUGGUGGGAGAGGCUGCCGACCAGUAGUUCGCCUUUAUGGACAGGACCCUGCUUCAACAACCUCUAAUAGGAGCUCUAAGCUACUCUUUUCAACUUCAAAGACAAAAAAACAUGCUCGCUUCUACCGACAGGAAGAGUGUUCACUGGUGAAAAUAGACAUCCGUUGUCGUGUCCAAGGAGAUGUUGUUCUCGAGUGUGUCCAUUUGGAAGAUGACCUAGUAAGGGAAGAAAUGAUGUUCAGGGUCAUGUUCCACACCACAUUUAUUCGCUCAAAUGUUUUGAUGUUAAUGCGUGAUGAAGUUGAUGUCCUGUGGGAUGCGAAAGACCAAUUUCCUAGAGGGUUCAAAGCAGAGGUGCUCUUUUCGGAUCCUGACGCUGUUCCAUCCACUGAAGAAGUGCCAAGUGAGGAUGAGAAUGGGACUGAAGGUGCUUCACCUGAGGAGUUUUUUGAAGUCGAAGAGAUAUUCAGCAAUGCUGUUGAUGGACAGGAUGGGAGGGGGGAAUCUGGAGCCCACAUUGUUAAGGAAAGUUUGGAGGAUGAUGAUAGUAUUGAAAUAAUCUGGAAAGAGGAGGUGGAACAUCAUGCAUUUCAAGAUUGUGCAUCAGAUGAAGUAAAUCACAAGCAAGAAGGAAAGUCUGCCUCAGAAACCAACAUUGUAGGAGGUAGAGACAAUUCUAUAGCCUCCAAGGCUGUAGUUUCCAAUGUUUCUAGCAAGAUGGAACCAGAACCGCUAAUGUCUGGAGAUUUUGUCCCAUCAGAGGAUGGGGAGCUAAAGCAAGAUAAGGAAGACACUCUGAAACAGAAGAAGUUGGAGAGGGAAGGUGUACAACAGAAGAUGAGUGCUGAUAUUAAUAAACAAAAAAGUGAUAAGACAGUCUCAUCUCUAAAGAAACAAUCAUUGUGCAACUCAAAAGCUUCUGCUGAUGGCGUUGGUCCAAAAAAUAAAUCGAAACAGCAGGAAUCCCAGGGUACUGUUUUACGACAGGCAAAGCCAAAUGCAGUGUCCCGGUGGAUCCCACCUAACAAAGGUUCUUACACUAAUUCAAUGCAUGUAGCAUAUCCACCAUCAAGGUAUAACAGUGCUCCUCCUGUGCUUGCUCUCGCCAAGGAUUCUCAAUCUGGGGUUAAAUCAAAGUCACCAUCUCCUCGAGCUUCUUCAGAAGCUAUAGUUUCUGCUGAAGCAGGUUGUGUUCCAGGUAAAGACUCCUCAUGUCCUGCUACAGUCUCUGCUCCUGAAUUAGCUGACAGGCAGGCCCUGCAGCUUCAUCCAUCUUCUCGAUCGCUGAGCACUUCAUCUCAUGAAACGCCUCAUGCUGAAGUAGCAGGAACUAAUUCAUCAUCAGCUUCUGCAACUCCACUUUUGUCUAGGCAGGAAAGCAAUAUUUUGACAGCUUCUUUUACUCAGCCAGCCUCCAAUUCUCCACCAGCUCCGACCGUGCCUCCCCCGCCACCUCUGAGCACGCUAUCUCUGUCUCUUUCAAGUAAUAUCCAGUCUUUUUCACCUCCCCCUCCACCUCCCCCUCCCCCUCCGCCAUCAACUAGCUUGAGGAUGACUUCGAUGGGUGCCUUUUCUCCUAUCCCACCACCACCUCCACCUCCACCUCCACCCACAUCAUCCAGUGUAUUAAAUGUUGGUAGGGUCUUCUUGCCACCCCCACCACCACCCCUUUGGUCAAGUGGAGGGUAUGGAACUUCCUCAGAAGUAGUAUCUAGUUCAUUCCCUCCUCCACCUCCUCCACCUCCUCCACCUCCACCUAUAUAUGCAUCUACUGUACCAAGAUUGGNACCUCCAGGUGGUGGACCUCCCCCACCACCACCAUUUGGCGCUAAAGGACCUGGGGCAGUUGGCAGAGGCCUUCCUCCCGGGAGAACACAGGGAUUUUCACGCACAGCUGGUGGUGUAGCUCCUCGAAGAUCUAACUUAAAGCCUUUGCAUUGGAGCAAGGUAACUAGGGCACUGCAAGGAAGCUUAUGGGAUGAACUGCAGAGAAACGGAGAGCCUCAAUUGUCACCAGAAUUUGAUUUUUCAGAACUUGAGACUCUUUUCUCUGCUAAUGUCCCCAAGUCAGAUAAUGCGGGUGGCAAAUCUGGAGGCCGAAGGAAGUCUGUUGGAUCUAAACCUGAUAGAGUUCACCUGGUUGACUUAAGGAGGGCGAAUAAUACUGAAAUUAUGCUCACAAAGGUGAAAAUGCCACUGCCUGACAUGAUGGCAGCUGCGCUUGCAAUGGAUGAGUCAAUUUUAGAUGCUGAUCAGGUGGAGAAUCUUAUCAAGUUUUGUCCUACAAAGGAUGAGAUGGAACUUCUCAAGAAUUACACCGGUGACAGGGAGCUCCUGGGAAAGUGCGAACAGUUUUUUCUGGAGCUGAUGAAGGUGCCUCGAGUAGAGUCAAAACUAAGAGUUUUUCUCUUCAAGAUCCAGUUCAACUCUCAGGUCAAGGACUUCAAAAAAAGUUUAAACACUGUGAACUCUGCUUGCGAAGAGGUCCGAUAUUCUCUCAAAUUGAAGGAAAUACUGAAGAAAAUAUUGUAUUUAGGGAAUACAUUGAACCAGGGAACUGCUAGAGGUUCUGCCGUUGGAUUUAAGCUGGAUAGUCUUUUGAAGCUCACUGAUACACGUGCUACUAACAACAAGAUGACACUCAUGCAUUAUCUUUGUAAGGUUCUUGCUGCCAAGUCACCAGCACUUUUAGACUUUCAUGUAGAUCUUGCAAGCCUGGAAGCUGCAUCAAAGAUACAAUUGAAGUCUUUGGCUGAAGAAAUGCAAGCAAUCAUCAAGGGUUUGGAAAAAGUUAAAAAGGAACUGGAGGCAUCUGAGACUGAUGGGCCUGUGUCUGAAACUUUUUGUAAGACCUUGAAGGAAUUUGUUGGUGUGGCUGAAGCGGAGGUUGGUUCUGUCAAGGAGUUAUAUUCUGUUGCGGGCAGAAAUGCUGAUGCAAUUGCACUAUAUUUCGGCGAGGAUCCUGCCCGCUGUCCGUUUGAGCAAGUCACUGCAACCCUCUUAAAUUUUGUGAGACUGUUCCGCAAGGCCCACGAAGAGAACUUGAAGCAGGCUGAAUUAGAAAGGAAGAAAGCUCAGAAGGAGGCUGAAAUGGAGAAUGCAAAAGGAAUUAAUUUGACAAAGAAGGGUGUCAAGUGAAUGGGAUGUUUCAGUGAAUAUUGGGCGUCGAACAAUCCGUGCCUGUUGGUUAACCAUGUUAACCGAGGAUAUCUUCCAAAGACAGACCAAAAGCCUCCUAAAUUAACGCAGGCGCUGUGGCAUUCUUUGAGUUCAAGAAAGAAUAUUGAGGCUUGUGAACCCCUGGAAGUGCAGUGAAAUGCUUUGCAGAUAGGAAGCUGAACCCGACACAUCACUGUCGGAGCUCUUGGAUGAUGCAAGCAACCAGUUGCGCCCUAAAUCAAUCCCCUUAAUUUUAUUAUUGGCAGGAUUGCUAUCCACCUGGAGAGAUUUGCUACAUGACUAAGCAGAUGCUGCAAUCAAGACCGCGGAUUUGGAUAUGCAAUUAUGGAGCGAACAUGAUGGACUCGGUGGCACAAAAAAUGUAGUUGCCACAAUGACAACGUUGACCAUUGACCGCCAUGACGCCAUGUCAACGGUAAAUUAGAAGUGUUACAUCAGCUUGUAUAAAGCCUAGGCAGUGUAUCUAGAUUCAAAGUUGAUUCUUUUUAUUGUAACAUAGAAAAAGGGGUUCCCUGCUGUAUAAGUUUUUGAUGGGAACCUACCACGAAAUUGAUUGUACAGAAAGCAUAGGAGAAGAUAGGGAUAGGUUCUUUAGCAAUAGUAAUGUAUCAAUAUGCAGGCUGUAGGAUUAGCUUCCCCUCCUUCCAAGAUUCAAAUUUUGGAAAAAUGUUCUAAUAUAUUCAUUCAUUAUUGGCAGAGAAGUUGUCUGCAUUUCCUUA